UGUAGUUCCGGUAACUUCAACUUCAAGGUGUUGACUCAAACUUCUUGUUUUCUCAACGAAAUGCCGAAAGGUUUGUGUUGCAUUUGGAGUAUGUCUACUCUUGAACAAGAGCCCAAGCCUCCAAAUUAGAGCCUCUCAGGACACUCACUUCAAGUCAGCCAGCAGACUGCCUUCUUUUGUGUGGUGGUCUCCAAUCCAAGUCAGCCAGCUGUUCAGGCUGUCGGCUGACAAACUGUUUUCAUCUUAAGUAUAAACCAUUCUGUUCCCAUCAGACCCAAAAAAGUCCUCUUCAGGCAUUGAUCUUGCAAACAUCAUGUCCCAUCAUCUGUAUAACACCCAUGCCUUUGGGAACCAAAGGUCCACCUGGGAACAGUGCAAAUUGUUGAGCCCAGAAGUUGACGAGGACCCCCAAAGACCACCCUAUUUCACAGAACCUAAUUCUCGCCUUGGCUUUUGUAGAGAUUCUGUAAAGAGUUCAGUCACUCGGAAAAUGCUUCCAUCAUUUCCACCUCACUCGGUGUCCUACAGGCCUGAACGAAGUAGGUCUACAUUUGACCAGGUCACAGAGGGAGACAUAGACCUGUGUGUGAACAGACAAAGAGAGGAGAUGAAUGUACAGCCAAGGGGCCAGGAUGUUAACAUAAGCAGCAGUCACAGGGAAGUGGGGAAGAUCUACACAAUGGCUUCAGACUCCUCACCUGCCAGACAUUUGGAUAGAUACCCAGAUGCAGAAAGCAGCAGUAGCUCCUUGGCUUGGUUAGAGGACAUCAAACAGGCUACUGCUAAUUGCUUGACAUUGGUUUCAUCGUCAGAGUCAUCAAAAUAUGCAGGCGAUACUGACAAAAUGAAAGUGUGCAGUGAAAAAGAAAGCCAUAUUUCCCAUUCAUGGCAGCAAAAUCAUUUCUUUGCAGAUGAGCAGUCAACUCCUUUCAAGAUCAGACAGUCUAGAUAUAACUCUGAAAUUGCUUCCAAAAUCCUUCUUAAUUUUGGACUUGAAAAAGAAGACUUGGAAUACUUUGUUGCAUUUCCUGAAGAUCAGAUCACUCCUGACAACCUUCCUUUUAUCUUGCAUUACAUCAGUGUUGAGAAGGCCAAGAGGAAUACUCAUACAGUUGAGUCAAAAACAUUUGAAGAGUCUAAAAUUGAUCAGCGAACUGAAGGGGUAGAUUAUGGACAUUCUAAUAAAUAUGCUGAUCGUCUUGUGGAUGAGACUCUAAAGACCACUUACACUAGAUCUCCCAGUGGUACUAGUAUGGCGAUGAUGGAUGCAUCUGGUUGUACCAACAGGAACAAACUCAUGGUAGAUAAUGUGACUAUUCCCAACAUUUCUUCCAGUUCUAAGUUGCCCUCUCUGCCUCCACCAAGUCAUAAGUUACUCAGUCGUUUUGGCGCCCAACCACUCCAAACUUCCCAGAUUAUCCCAGGCUCCAUCACUUUACCAAAGAAAAACACAGGAGGCAGAGUUCACUCAUCUGAAGCAUUAAGACCAUCCUUCGACUUCGUGUAUCCUGGUAGCCAGCCAAGGCAACAUAACUUCAUGAUGUCUGACAGUAAUUGUGUCAAGGACAUUAAAAAUCAGGGUCAUACUCAAGCAAAAGGGUCAAGACUUCCUCAGCAGAAGAAAGUUCAAAAGACUCAGACGCUGGAGAUGGUACAGAUGGGGCACACAAUUGAGCGUCCAUUUUUGUCCGCCAGGAAACCUGUCUCAUCUGCGUCUGCACAACAACCCAUUCCGCUGGAUAUUGUGACACCUUCCAUCGAGGUGCCAAAGCCUGGCGUCAAGCGAAUCUCGACAAGCACCAUGUCGAGUGCCGAUCCUGUCGUCGGACCCAAACAAGAUCCACAGAGGUGUUCGUUGUGUAAAAUAGACAGUGUUAAUCUGAAGGAUUGGCUCACCCACCUGACAUCCAGUGUUCACCAAGAGAACUGCAGACUUUUCCAGGAAGCUCCUGCAAAAAGUAAUGACCGAACCUCAAGCAUAAGCCUGGCGCAGAUUUCCAGGGAAGGCUACAGACGGGAUGGAAAUGACAACGCAUCUCUUUCCCACUCUGCGAACCAGCUUCAUCUCCGUGGUGAUGGAAUCAAGAAUCACAGCAACCGAUCACCGCAGACCUCCAGAUAUAAUUACAGGUCCCGAUCGCGAUCUCACUCUCCAAGGAAUGACUCUCCCCACUGCGAUCUCUCAUGUUCAAGGAGCGAAAAGAGACUACCUGGAGAAUCGCAGUCAAGGAGCCGUGAGAGACUAUCUGGAGAAUUGCAUUCUUGGAACCAAGAGAGACCAUCUGGAGAAUUGCAUUCUUGGAACCAAGAGAGACCAUCUGGAGAAUUGCGUUCUUGGAACCAAGAGAGACCAUCUGGAGAAUCACGUUCAAGGAACCAAAAGAGAUUAUCUGGAGAAUCACGUUCAAGGAGCCGUGAGAGACCAUCACAGAGCUUGUGCUCGAGGAGUUACGAGAGUUCUUCGCAAAGAGGUUUUGACAGCAAGUUCCCACAAUCACUGUCAAGGAGUUCUGAGAAAUACUCACAUUCAAGGAGCAAGGAGAGUCAAUCUUCUCAAGGGAGGAGUCAGGUGAAACCUUUGUCUCAGAUCAAGUUGUCCAACCAGCAGAAGAAACUGAGCAGUGCUGACAGACUUUCUCAGAAACUACAGAAUACAUCAGCAAAGAAAUGGCAGACAACUGUGCCAUCCUCAAAAAAGAAGCUGGUCAUGAAUGAGACCAAGAAAAGCAGCUCGUCAAAAACUGAGUGCACAGAAAAUACUCCAUCGGUUCAAACUGAAGCUCAGGACCCACACACCUCUAAAGAAUCAGCAAAGCCUGUCAAAGCUUCACCAAAGAUCCCUCAAAAGAAGGAAGAAGGAAGCCCCACUGAAGCUGCUGUGGAAUCAAAUAAAAGUGUUUUACUUGCUAAGAUGAAGCCCUCCUCAUCACUUGGCUCCUCCUCUGCUACAGCAAAGAAACAGCAGACAACUGCUCCAUCCUCAGAAAAGAAGCUGGUCAUGAAUGAGACCAAGAAAAACAGCUCGUCAAAAACUGAGUGCACAGAAAAUACUCCAUCGGUUCAAACUGAAGCUCAGGACCCACACACCUCUAAAGAAUCAGCAAAGCCUGUCAAAGCUUCACCAAAGGUCCCUCAAAAGAAGGAAGAAGGAAGCCCCACUAAAGCUGCUGUGGAAUCAAAUAAAAGAGUUUUACUGGCUAAGAUGAAGCCCUCCUCAUCACCUGGCUCCUCCUCUUCUACAGCAAAGAAACAGCAGACAACUGCACUAUCCUCAGAAAAGAAGCUGGUCAUAAAUGAGACCAAGAAAAACAGCUCAUCAAAAACUGAGUGCACAGAAAAUACUCCUUCUGUUCCAACUGAAGCUCCAGACCCACAAACCUCCAAAGAAUCAGCAAAUCCUGUCAAAGCUUCAGGAAAGGUCCCUCAAAAGAAGGAAGAAGGAAGCCCCGCUCCAGCUGCUGUGGAAUCAAACAAAAAAGCUCUGCCUCCAGUAUUACUGGCUAAGAUUAAGCCCUCCUCAUCACCUGGAUCCUCAUCUUCUACAGCAAGCAAAAAGGAGACAACUGUACAGUCUUCAAACAAGAAAGCUGUGAUGAAUGAUACGAAGAAAAGCAACUUGCCAAAGACUGAGCCUCACCCCCACUUCCAGUGCACAGGAAAUACUCCAUCUGCUCAAACCACAGCUAGUGCACGAACAAGAAGAAGAAGAAACAAAAGAGAAAGACAACGCAAGAGAGCUUUAGUUCUACAAAUGAAUCAACCAAAACUCACAAAAGCCGCUGUGAGUAAAAAUCAAAAAGGUUCUGUGAAGGCAGAGCAGAUGAAAGUGAAUGCCACAUGUGGCGAAAAAAGUAAAAUUAGAAGUCUGCUCUCCAUCGUUUUUGAACCAGCUGUGAAAAAUUUUCAGUCGUCUGCAGCAGCGGGUUUAUGCAAUGUCAACACUUCAUUGAAAUUUUCCAGUGUGAAAGGAAAUGUGGCAUGUGUAACCGGACUACCUAAAUACUAUGAGGGCUGCUACACAGAGGAGGACGUUGCCACCAUCCUGAAGCCUUUUGGAUUUGAGCACAAACACAAUACCAUCUAUGUCUUACCUCAGUCCUCCAUGGCUUUUUUCGUGAUGCCAUCUUCCUGUGAAAUGAACAAUCUGAUCACUUCUAUCAAGAAGUGCGCUCUACUUUUCAAAGGGUCUCAACUUGCCUUGAAACCUGUGAACCACGCUGUGAACUUGCCACCGUUGCAGUUUUAUAAGAUGAUGAUGGAGAUGAACGCAUAUCCUCUGGCUGACAGCAAUGAGAGCAUUGUGUACGUGAGGGACAUUUCCCCAAGUGAAAUCAAGCACCUCACUGAAGCUUUGCAAAGUAUUGGUUCUGUUGUCAACCUCUUGCCACUUCUGAAUAAGGUGUUUAUCCAGUUUCAAAGUCCUGAAGAUGCUGAUCGUAUAGGUGUUUGGGCCAACCUCCUAAAGACCACCCCCAGCUACAAAAUCACCAGGCUGAAAAUACCAGACACCUCAGAUUCAGUCACUUGCCCAGUAUCUGCAGACAAAGCUCUUCCGAAUGCCGCUGAAGCUGCUUGUGGAGCAACUGUCCCACAAAGAGUAACGUUUCUUCCGCCUGGUACCGUUUCUCCGUUUUGGAUCACUCUCCGAGCGAGUCCCUACAUAUUCCCUACGGUGUCGCCUUGGUUCAUCAUUCCAAGGGUCUGGCCAAUCAAUGCAGCAGGUGACAUUAAGGGAGUUCUUUGCCGUACAAAGUGUCAUGACAGGAGGAGCAACCUCCGUACGGUCAUGAUCACCGGGUUACCAGAAGAAAACUACACACACAAAGACUUCGCCAAGUUGUUUUGGCUGUAUUUUAGCAAACGGACUCUUCGCACUUUGUACUACAAUGUGAUUGUGCUCGCCCUGCAGAGGAGGGCCUUUCUUCAUUUCCAUGGCUGGUCUGAGUGCCUGAGAUUUCUCUGGGCUCACGUUACCUGCCCACAAUGUUUCCACUUCAUGAAACUCGGGGUCCACCUAAUCUUACAGCCCAUGAGUCCCUGUUCCAGUGAGGAAAUGAUGUAUCAGUCUAUGAUGAAAUUGUCCAGCCUUCCAUUGUCAAACCCAGAUACCCUGGAGGAGCGUUUGUUGUGUGUGGAGAUCUCAGAGAUGACACUAGACACAGUCAUAUAUGUCAUGAAAGUUGUGGGAUCCAUUGCACCAGUCGCCAGCUUUAUACCGUUGGCCAACAGGAUCUGCAUUGAGAUGGCUGAUUCCCGCAGCGUGUCUCAGGUGUUGAUUCGAACCAGAUCACAUGAACCUCCACCUCCCAUGACCUCACACUGGAGUAAGGUUGGCUCUUUUGUAACUAUGAAGGGCUUAAAACGGCACUUUGAAAGGUACAGUGGAGUCAGAAUCCAACUUCACAACUUACCAACCAUUCAGGAAGAUGAGAACUAUGAAUCGCAACAACGUGAAGAUGUGGAGAAAACCACAGUGGACGCAAAAAAUUCUGAUGAAAAGCCAACAGGAGAUGAAGCUGAAAAUGUCAAAGUCUCCUGUUCACUUGAUGACCCAACAGGUGAACAGAUGGGUGACAACGUGCAACAAACAGGACCUCAAAACAGCACAAUGUCACAUGAGGAAUCCCAUCAGAUCUCAGACAGCGUCACUGAAAAAGCCAAAAGUGACCUGAAAGGUGACGAUAAAACGGAGCUUAGACCUUCUUCACACGUGCCAGAUCUCGUAACUAAAGACCAAGUAAGUAUCAUCAAGAAAGGUGGUGACUUGGUUAAAGACGAUGAAAUCACAGGAAAGGCACUUUCUGAGAAAAAAGAAGUUGAUAAAUCUGACAUUAAUUCCACAACUGAAGAAACAAACAAGUCUGAGGAUACAACAGAAGAACAGUCCUCACAAGAUCCUGUUACUGAAGACCAAAUAACUAUCAGUCAGAAACACAGUAACCCUGUUAAAGACAACAAAGUUACAUCUGAAGAAACAAACAAGUCUGAGGAUACAACAGAAGAACAGUUGUCACAAGAUCCGGUUACUGAAGACCAAAUAACUAUCAGUCAGAAAGACAGUAACCUGGUUAAAGAUGAUCAAGUUACAUCUGGAGAAACAAACAAGUCUGAGGAUACAACAGAAGAACAGUCAUCACAAGAUCCGGUUACUGAAGACCAAAUAAUUAUCACUCAAAAAGACAGUAACCUGGUUAAAGAUGACAAAGUUACAUCUGGAGAAACAAACAAGUCUGAGGAUACAACAGAAGAAUUGAAGAAAAGAAGAACUGAAGAAAAAAUAAUUAUUGGACAAAAAGAUGGUAACCUGGUUAAAGAAGAUCAAGUUACAUCUAAAGAAACAGAGUGUGAGGAUACAACAAAAGACAUAAGUUACCAUCAAGAAGUUCCAAAUGAAGAUGGGCAAAAGAGAAAAAGUACCAAGAAAGGUGGAGCAACUCUCAGAAGUGAGGAUGCACCAGAGAAGAGGAACAUCCCCGCGACCAGAGCAGCAUCCAGAAGUGAAGGCAAGUCACCAACCAAACAGGAGAGCGUAAUUAAGAAGUAUGCAACACGUCGAAAUAAGGACACCACUGGUGGAGCUCCAACAACUGACACAGAGCUUAUCAACGUCAGUGAGCAUACUGUGCCGCCUCCAGAUGAAGAUGAACCAGUUCCAGAUACUGUCACCGUAGAAGGUCCUGCAAGAAGGAGAAGUGCAAGAAGAAACAAAGAGGAAAAAUUGACUUUGACUCUCACAGAAGCUUCUAAUAAAAGAGACGGUAAUAAAGAAGGAACGUGUCAGACUGUAGAAUCCAUGAAUGUUCCAACUCGCAAAACUCGAUCUGGCCGUGGACGAACAGAAACGACAGCUAAGACAGAUGCUUCAACUGAGAACGUAAAAACAGUUCAAGAGGACACUCCAACAACAACAGUACACACUGCCAGUGACUCACAGGAAAGAAAUGAAGCAACACCAAAGGAAGGCAAUGAAGUAACUCAGCAAGUCACAGAAACAAAUAGUGACGUCAACGUACCUGAGAUGAUAAAGGACCAAGGUCCUGCUCAAAUAUCAGACUGUUUGGAGGAUGAAGGAGUCAAAGAUGAUCCACCUGCCCCACGACGCAGGAGAGGAAUACCCAAGAAAAAUGUUAAAGUGAGUAAAACUGACCAGACAAAAUCUAAUAAUGGCAGUGAUCCACCUGAAAAUGUUCAAUUUUUGGAGUCUGUCGAGCCCCAGACAGCAAGUGAUGUGACUCCUACCGAUGAGAGAAAAGACGACGUGAGUCCAAACUGUGGUGAGCUAACAAAGAUCAGUGACUCCAUCACAGGACCACCCAAAAAUAAAGAGGACGAGGUGGAGACAGUGUGUCAGAUUGACAAAUCCAUAGAAGACUAUGACAAUCACAAAGAGCUCGCAAUGACAGAAGAGUCUGACAAAACAAAGAAUGAAAUUCUUAAAAAUGACCUAGAGCAAUUAAACACCAGUGAAUCAAUCUCAGGAUCACCCAAAAAUAAAGAACAGGAGGAGUCAGUGUGUCAGACUGAGAGUUCCGUACAAGACGAUCAUAAAGUCUUUGCCGUGACAGAAGAGUCUGAUGGGGGGAGGACGACAGAACAGUCAAAAGUUAGGGUUAGCCCUAACCCACCAACCGAAAGAGUCCGGCUUUUGGUCACUGAGGAGGAACGGCCACUGCAAACUACACUGGAGCCCCGUCCACUAAACCAGACGGACAGUUUGGUGGGCUCCUCCCACCCAGAGAUGUUCAUAACUUUAAAUGAAGUAACAUCUGAGGCGGACAAUGAAGCUGGAAAACUCAAACACAAGGAUGACUACAUGGAUGAGGGUGUGAACUUUGCUGAGGAGGCUCCAUUGGCAGAGGAGAAGAAGGAAGUGAAGAUCAGAGCAAAAGGAAGAACCAAGAAGAGAACCAGACUGACUCCUGCUGUGUGUAAACAGGAGGGUUCUGAACCUGACGCAAAGCGACCUCGUUCCCAGUCUUCAUGCGUCUCCGCUGAGCCAUUCAAACCCGGCACUCUGUUUGGCGAGGAGUUCCUCGUUCCUACAUUAGGGCUUUUCUGCAACAUCUGCUCUGUUUUCUGCAUGAAUGAGAGCACGGCCAGUCAAAGCCACUGCAGCAGCCAGAUGCACUACGACAACCUGCAGAAACAUUACCAGAACCUUCAACAGACUGUACCAAAACCUUAGAGUUCUGAUUAACAAUCGGCUUGGACUCGUAUCUUUUUUGGAGUAUGAGUUCUGUGUUGUUAUAAAAGUUUAAAAAAAAAAAUUGAUUAAAAAACAAUGACUGUAAAUUAUUUGCACUGUACAAUGACUGCGAUAUUUUUGAUGUUUUGUUCUUGCAGAAAUAAAAUUUUAAAACCCUGCA
This is a messenger RNA of Thalassophryne amazonica, 8366 nucleotides long. Its product is annotated as zinc finger protein 638-like. NCBI's taxonomy places the organism in Eukaryota, Metazoa, Chordata, Actinopteri, Batrachoidiformes, Batrachoididae. Gene Ontology annotation, molecular function: nucleic acid binding; zinc ion binding. The coding region runs from base 314 to 8185 and encodes 2623 amino acids. The record is from RefSeq and is a predicted model, not a curated record. The transcript is spliced from 34 exons. Gene Ontology annotation, cellular component: nucleus.